Messenger RNA from Daktulosphaira vitifoliae (grape phylloxera), 2570 nucleotides. Its product is annotated as casein kinase I-like. Bases 188 to 1426 code for a protein of 412 amino acids. Gene Ontology annotation, cellular component: nucleus; cytoplasm. Lineage: Eukaryota; Metazoa; Arthropoda; Insecta; Hemiptera; Phylloxeridae. The record is from RefSeq and is a predicted model, not a curated record. Gene Ontology annotation, molecular function: ATP binding; protein serine/threonine kinase activity. Gene Ontology annotation, biological process: signal transduction; endocytosis; peptidyl-serine phosphorylation. The transcript has 9 exons.
AAGAGGAAGAAGAGAAGUCAACAAAUAAUCAACAAUCAACAUGGCCGCUACGAUUUACUGUCGUUGUGCUGGAUCGACUGGACAAUGUUGAAUUUUAUCAUGACCGAUUAUUGUUGAUUGAUUGUGAUCAGUUGAAUACACUUGUCGAGUGCACCAAUUACUAGGUGUUUUAGAUGAUCAUCUAGUGAUGGAACUCAGGGUAGGUAAUAAAUACCGGCUGGGGCGUAAGAUCGGCAGUGGAUCAUUCGGUGAUAUAUACUUGGGUACAAAUAUUUCAACUGGAGAAGAAGUAGCAAUCAAAUUAGAAUGUAUCAAAACAAGGCAUCCUCAAUUGCAUAUAGAAUCCAAAAUUUACAAAAUGCUCUCAAGAGCACCUGGGAUACCUAUUAUAAAAUGGUGUGGUUCAGAAGGUGACUACAAUGUUAUGGUUAUGGAGUUACUUGGCCCUUCCCUAGAAGAUUUAUUUAACUUUUGUUCUAGAAGAUUUUCUAUUAAAACAGUUCUAUUAUUAGCUGAUCAACUGUUGGAUAGAAUAGAAUAUAUUCACAGUAAAAACUUCAUACACAGGGAUAUCAAACCAGACAAUUUUUUAAUGGGGUUAGGUAAACGAGGUAAUUUGGUUUACAUAAUUGAUUUUGGUUUGGCCAAAAAAUACUGUGACAGUAGGACAAAUGAACAUAUAAUGUAUCGAGAAAAUAAAAAUCUCACUGGCACUGCCCGUUAUGCUUCCAUUAACACACAUUUGGGUAUAGAGCAAAGUCGACGUGAUGAUCUCGAAUCUCUUGGUUAUGUAUUAAUGUAUUUCAAUCGUGGUUCUUUACCUUGGCAAGGUUUAAAAGCUGCUACAAAACGUCAGAAAUAUGAACGAAUUAGUGAAAAGAAAAUUGUGACAUCAUUUGAAGACUUGUGUAAAGGCUAUCCAAAUGAAUUUUUAACUUACCUGUUAUACUGUCGUGCAUUGCGAUUUACUGAAAAACCAGAUUUUUCCUAUUUAAGACAGUUAUUUAGACAAUUAUUCCAUCGUCAAGGAUUUACAUAUGAUUAUAUAUUUGAUUGGAACAUGUUGAAAUUUGGUGCUAAUGGUACCAGAUAUACUGGAUCUGAUGAUCAAAAAAAUGCUUCGCAUCAAGAUAGACGUGCUAUACAAGAUGGUAGCUCUCCUACUACCAAUGUUGUACCAUUAAGCAGCCGAGCCCAGGCUGAUCAGAGUGGUAUUAAAAAUUUUUUGUCCAAAGUACCUUUAGUUCCAGAUAAUUGUUCAGGUGUUAUUCAACCAUUACAAUCAAGAUUACGUUAUAGUGCUGAUCCUGGGUCUGCAAGACCAGUUAGAACUCAAACACGCAGUUCAAAUAUGGCUACUCCAGAUUCACCUUCUACUACACAACCUCUGCAAACCAAUGUCUCCGGUCCAAUUCCACCAGCGUAAGCCCCAAAUCGGGUCAAAACACUGGACAAAUUGCCAACUAUACAUCAACAUAAUAAUUACCUAUGAUUGAAUGAAAUUGUGUAAAUAACCUAGCCGAUGUUUUAGAUUUUUUUAACUAAGAUUUAUAAUUAAGAGUUUUGUAUAUCAUAAAAAAUUAAAUCUAACAAAUAUUUGAAAAAAAAAAAUUUGGGGAAAAUAUAUUGUAAGUAUAUUGUGAUACAAGAAUAAUUGAUAAAAUCCAACAAAUUAUGUAAAGAUCAUAGCACUAUUUCUAACAAAAUUAUAUUGAUUUUCUUAAAUAAAUGCAAUGAAUAAUUAAUUGAUCAAAUAAUUACUCAAAUAAUUUUAAUCAAAUUUUUUUUUUCAUUAUUAUUAUUUACCACUAUAAUACAUUUUUACUUGAGAAAAGAGUUAAUUUAUAUACGUAAACUCUUAAUGUUUCAGUUUGUUAAUUACAACUAAACAGCUUAAACAUUUUAUUUGAUUUUGAGUAUAUUUGAAAAGUAGAAUUUAAUUAUAAACAAUGAAUAUUCAUUAAUGAAAGAAACUUAAUAAUUUAUUUUGUAUAAUUGAUCUGUAUUUAAUUUUUGUAUAAUAUAUAAUAAUUAUGGUUAAUAAUAAUGAAUUUGCAUUCGGGAUAAAAACAGGUUGAUCUCUACAUAAAUAUGUAAAGGCAUUUUAUAUUCUUAAUAAAUAUUAUAUUGAUUUUUAUGGUGCUUAAGCCCAUAAUUCUCCUAUAUAAUUUAGGGUAAAUCAUUGACUGAUUGUAGAGUUUUUUUUAUAAAAUUGUAUAUUUUAUUGAUAAAUAUAUAUUAUGCAAUUCAUCCCAUGAUUUACCCUAUUUAUAAAUUCAAUAAUAAUAAAUUCUUUAAAAUCUUCUAAAAGAUACGAAUUAAUUUAAUUUAACAGUGGUUUUAAAUGUUAAAUAUUUUCAUUUUGUUUUUAAAUUUGUGAUCUAAUAUUGGUUUGUAUAAUUUGUGCAAUUUAUUUAUAUCUAUGUAUUUAAUGUUCUACAAAUUUAAAUUUCUAGAUGUUAAAUAACCAACUGAAAUUAUCUGUAAUGUUGUUAAUUUUUAUUAUUAUUUUAUUAUCUUCAAAUAUAUCUUUUUACUUUCUGUACUGUGGUAAGAUCUAUAAAAUCUAA